CGAGGGACACUGGGACACACACUCGGACAGAAAGAGGAGUUGUUCUCCGUCGCCGCCAACAACAUCCCAUCGCCGGAUCCAACUCUACCUUAGCUUUAACUUAGUCCCUGCUCUAGUGUCAAGUGCAGGGGGGCAAAUCUCCCCUCAUCCUCCAUCCGGCUGUUAAUUUUUCUUCCAUCAUGCAGCUGGGUUUGCAAUAAAUCCUCUUGACUUCUCUUCGACGCUUGCGUUGAUUCUUUAAUCUGCUGGUCUCAGCUUCUGCACAUUUUCCGCGGCAGCUCGCAGACCUUUAUCAGUGUACCCAACAUGGCGGAUACUAUGCGUGAUGAGGAGAAAGGCAUCCGCGCCCCUCCGGCCGUGGAGUCACUCUCAUCUCCCUCAGAAACCGGCAAGGAAAUGUCUGCCUUUCCAUCCUCGGGGAGUGCCUGGACGAGGUUCAACGAACGCAUCCAGUCCAUCAAGUUCCUUGAAAGUCGAGGUAUUGAGCGUGUACCGGAGUCAGAGCGUCAUGCCGCCUCCGCUUCCCAUUAUAUGCAGAUGACUUUGCUCUGGUUUAGUACCAACAUCACCGCCAACAACAUUGCCGUUGGUAUGUACGGUCCACUGGACUACUCUCUGGGAUUUGUCGAUGCCUCCCUCUGUGCCGUAUUCGGUGCUCUGCUCGGUGCGGCCGGUGUGGCGUAUAUGGGUACCUUUGGGCCACAGAGUGGUAACCGAACCAUGGUCGUUGCGAGAUACUUCAUGGGUUACUACCCGAGUAAGAUUGCCUGUCUCCUCAACAUCAUCAUCAUGCUGGGUUAUGGAAUGAUUGACUGCCUCGUGGGUGGCCAGGUGCUGUCGGCGGUGGCGGAUGGCGGCAUGACGGUCGUGGUCGGAAUCAUCAUCAUCGCCGUCAUCACCUGGAUCGUCGUCGUCUUUGGCAUGGCGCCUUUCCACGUCUACGAGAGAUGGGCCUGGGUUCCCCAGCUCAUCGCCAUCUUCGUCUUGGUCGGCAGUGCUGGCCCCAAGUUCGACACCAACAUCUCUUCCACUGGUGACACCCAGACCAUCAACGCCAAUCGGCUCACCUUUUUCUCGCUCUGCCUGUCCAGUUCCGUGGCCUGGGCCCCGGCUGGUGCCGACUUCUUCGUCUACUUCCCUCCUACUACCUCCAAGUGGAAGACCUUCAUCAUGACCUUCCUGGGAGUUGGUCUCGCUCUCUCCUUCGCCAACGUCAUGGGUAUCGGUCUCGCCAGUGGUACCCUUACCAACCAAUCCUGGGCAGAUGCCUACGACACCUCCUCUGGAGCUCUGAUCCUGGCCGGCUACGAGGGGCUGGGCGGAUUCGGCAAGUUCAUGGGUGUCAUUGUCGCCCUGGGACUGAUCGCCAACAACAUUCCCGGAACCUACUCUGCCACCCUGGGUUUCCAGAUCAUGGGCCGUCAGCUCGCCCGUCUUCCCAGAUGGCUCCUCUCCUGCAUUGGCGUGAUCAUAUACACUGCUUGCGCUUUAGGUGGCCGGAACCACCUCUACGACAUCUUCGAAAACUUCCUCGCCCUGAUGGGAUACUGGGUGACCAUCUACCUGACCAUCGCUCUAGAGGAGCAAUUCCUCUUCCGUCGCACCCGUGGCUUUGACUGGGAUGCCUGGGCCGACCGGUCCAAGUUGCCGAUCGGAAUUGCCGCUCUGGCCGCGUUCCUGAUCGGAUGGGCUGGUGCGAUUGUCUGCAUGGACCAAAUCUGGUAUGUUGGUCCGAUUGCCAAGAUGGUUGGAUCGGAUGGCGCCGAUCUGGGUAUUUGGGUGGGUGUGUCGUGGACGAUGCUUGUUUACCCACCUAUGCGGUGGUUGGAGUUGAAGAAGAUCGGCCGAUAAAUUCUCUUGAUGUGUCCAGAGUAAUAGAGAUGGGGUUGCUUCUCCGGUUCGAGACCGGAGGACGACGAAAAGAUGUAUAUGCUUAAGCGAUGUUUAUAACGGUGCAUGCCGAUUUAGAUAAUGUGUUAUGCUAUGAGCAAUAUUAAUGUUCAGUUCAAUA
Molecule: messenger RNA, 2011 nt
Organism: Aspergillus sclerotioniger CBS 115572
Lineage: Eukaryota; Fungi; Ascomycota; Eurotiomycetes; Eurotiales; Aspergillaceae
Product: purine-cytosine permease family protein
Exons: 2
Coding region: 307-1851 (514 amino acids)
Biological process (GO): transmembrane transport
Cellular component (GO): fungal-type vacuole membrane; plasma membrane
Molecular function (GO): transmembrane transporter activity
Source: RefSeq, a predicted model, not a curated record